This is a messenger RNA of Erythranthe guttata (spotted monkey flower), 1047 nucleotides long. RefSeq lists its product as uncharacterized. The record is from RefSeq and is a predicted model, not a curated record. Gene Ontology annotation, cellular component: membrane; mitochondrial inner membrane peptidase complex. Lineage: Eukaryota; Viridiplantae; Streptophyta; Magnoliopsida; Lamiales; Phrymaceae. Gene Ontology annotation, molecular function: serine-type endopeptidase activity.
CAUUCUUUGACCCUUUUUAGUCAUAAAUCGCUAGAAGAAGCUGGCGAUUUCACUUCAAAUUGAAAAUAACGACUGAUCCGCAGCAGCUCCUCUCCUUCACCACCGUCAAAAUCCGCCUCCCCCUUCCGACCGCGGCUGCUCUUCCCCUGAAGUUUUCGUGAAGCGUUCAUGUAGAUCUUCAAUUUGUGUACAGAGAAAUGACAACUAAGAAUUUCGUUUGGAAUAUAGCUAAAAAGUACUUCACCGCAGGUCUAAUAGGCCUCACAAUUUCUGACCGAUAUGCGAGCCUUACAGCUGUUCGCGGUUCAUCAAUGUCUCCCACUUUGAAUCCCCAUGCCGGAAACUCCAGCAGAUUUGCGUUUGAUGAUUACGUAUUAAUUGAGAAAUUAUGUCUCCAGAAAUACAAAUUCUCACGAGGCGACGUCGUUGUUUUCCGUUCCCCAAGUAAUUAUAAGGAGAAACAUGUGAAGAGAAUUGUUGGCUUGCCUGGUGACUGGAUCGAUCUCUCUUCGAUUGACACCUUGAGGGUCCCUGAAGGACAUUGUUGGGUUGUGGGAGAUAAUGCAGCUUUUAGCACAGACUCGAGAUCACAUGGCCCGAUUCCUAUGGGUUUGAUUUGUGGACGAGUUACACAUGUUGUAUGGCCACCUCAAAGAAUAGGUAGAAUUGAUGGUACAGUCAGCAUUUUGCCUGAAGUGCAGGUUCAUGUUUCAGAAGAACAUUGAGACUGAGUAUUUCAUGGUUGAAAGACCAGCCAACAAGCUCGUCUUUUUCUCGAGAUUUUCUUACACCAAUAUCCUAUUUGACAUCUAUUUGAGGCUUUUAAAACCUCAAAUAGAUGGUGAUUUUUUUCUGGAUUACAUUUCCUUUGUUCCCCAUUCUAUCAUUUUCUUUAUUUCUUCGAUUUCUCAGUUGCUUUCGGUUAAGAGUUGGGCUUAACAAUUUAUAAAAUUGCAUUGCGUAAUUUGGACUAGAUCCUCAAGCAAUAUGGGCCGGACCUUUCAUCUCGGGCUUAAUAUAAUGUUUGUAUCCAGAAUUAGCCCACUG